Eriocheir sinensis (Chinese mitten crab) is the source of this 5028-nucleotide messenger RNA. Its product is annotated as serine/arginine repetitive matrix protein 1-like. The coding region runs from base 954 to 3413 and encodes 819 amino acids. The transcript has 13 exons. The record is from RefSeq and is a predicted model, not a curated record. Gene Ontology annotation, biological process: actin filament polymerization. NCBI's taxonomy places the organism in Eukaryota, Metazoa, Arthropoda, Malacostraca, Decapoda, Varunidae. Gene Ontology annotation, cellular component: cytoplasm; actin filament. Gene Ontology annotation, molecular function: actin binding; microtubule binding.
AACGCGCUGGACUACUGAGACCAAACACACAGACACACACGCACACAAACACACACAAACAUACUAGUGCAAGGUGAUGUGAGACUUCAGAAGGAGGAGAAGGAAGAAGAGGAGGAGUGUUGGAAUCAAGUGUGUGUGUUUGUGCGUGUGUGCUUAGGUGUUUGUUUGAUGUGUGGUGUUUGUAUCUGUUGGUGAUGCUCGGGUAACACAGCAAGCAUUAUUAUAAACACCAUUAGAGAGAUAUAUAAGGAAAAUAGUAAAAGAAAACAAAGGAAACGAAUGUCCAUAUAUCCAGUUAGUGACGAACCGUGUAAACCAUCUAAGUGAAAAGUUCAAUCGUUAAGGAAAAAAGGUGAAGAGUGAACGAGUGAUUGAGUGAGUGAGUGACAGGAUUCUCCCGGCUACGACUCCCACGCCUUCACUAACUCCUGACCCCCCCCUCCCCCCUCCCCAGCCCGACCUCUUGCAUGUAUAAUCCCCGCCCACACCUCUACACAGAAACAAGCAAGGAGGAGGCGACACAGUGAAAUAAUAUAAACUCGUCUAAAAAAAAAAAGAGAAAAGGAAAAACAAACUGAAACACCAAAGAGAAGAUAAAGAUAGCCACAAAAGAAAGGACGUUGAAAAGGCUAUCUCCCGGAUCCUCAAUGACCUAAACUGACCUGACAGGACCUCACUUGACCUUCCUUUCCUCACGCCAAUAUCCUCCUCCUUCCACGACAGAGAAGAUAAGGAACCCACAAAGGGGAGACCAUUGCAAAGGCUAUCUCCCGGACUCACCUGACCUAACGUGACCUGAUCUGACCUCACGCCCAACUAAUCCUCCUUCCUCUGCACGUCCUCCCGCCUACACAAGAGCUAAAGGUCAUGAUGAAUCUUAUAGCUGCAGCUCCCACCGUGUGCUGCUUUACUUAACACCUGAAAAAGAGUAUCACGACCCAGGACACAGGAGGAUGAGGAGGCGAAGGGAGGCGGUGAUGGGGGAGGGCGAGGGAGGAGAGGAGCGUGUAGAGGAGGUAACGGAGAAGAGUGAUGCAGAGGAGAAUACGGAGAGGAGUGAGGUACAAGAGGAAAGUCAUAUGGAGGUGCACGCAGGAGGGGAGACGGCUGAAGAGGGGACGACUGCGGGGGAGGACUCCAGAUCGCUGAACACUGUGAGCGGCGUGGAAGAGGGUCGAGGUCACCGCGGGGUCAUGGAGGGGUCACGGCCAGCCAAGGUCAUCAUCACGGCCAGGAGAGGUCACCCCAUGGAGGACACGCACGCCCUUGACCGCAACCUGCCUCCCCCACGCCUGAUGGACGCCCAGCACGCUCCCCCAGCCUACCCCCACAGUGACUACCGCGUCAACUACCCCGGGGCCAAGCUGCGCGUGUCCGCCCCUCGCCCCUCCCACCUCACGCCGCACGGGGCUGACCAGGCUGUGAGGAGACGGGAUGAACCCCACUCCAUCUCCUUCGGGUCCUCCAGCCUCUCCCAAAGCACUUACCACCACCCACAACAACACCAGCAGCACCAUCACCCUCAGCAACGCCAUCAGAGGGAUGAUUAUCUUAUCGGCGGAGGUCAUGCCAUCCCCAGAGAGCCGAUCACCUAUUAUCAAGUCGGUGGAGCGUCGCCGAGCCCAGGAGGCAACCCGCAGCCCGCGCCGAGGCCCCACGCGCACCCCGGCGAGACUCUGCGACCCCCGGGACCUUCACAUGGCCACCUGCAACCUCCCCCGCCUCACAUUCGGCCCCCUCCCGCCCCUCAACAGCCCCAGCAGCCCUACGCUCCCCCACAUCAGCAUCACGAACAUGAAUCCAACGCCCCCGAGUUCCGCCCCUCCAAGCUCCUGCCCCCCACAGGCCGUCCAUCUCCCGUCACCAUCGCCGCCACCACCCGCGCCACCACGCACUUCCCGUACACCCGUCCAAGCGAGGUGCGGCACACGACCCACACUAAAAGACUCCAAACAUCAGCCCCCCGCCGCCCUACCCAGCCCCGACGCCCCAGCCCUCCACCCCGUCGCCCCAGCCCCCCACCUCGCCGCCCCAGCCCUCCACCCCGCGGCCCAAGCCCCUCGCCCCCAAGACUACCAAGCCCUUCACCCCCUCCGCCCCCAGCACGGCGCGGACACGUGGUCAACGCCCCCAGUCCAGCCUUCACGGUCCUGGCCGCAGGGGACGACGCCACGGCCUCGCUCACGCCCCUGGCCACGCUCACCAAGUCAGGCGUGAGGACGGAGAUCGGCCACCGAGCGGGGAGCGUCACCAGGGGCAGGGACACGCCCACCCGGCCCCACAGACGACCUGCUGCUGGGCGGGGCACGAGACCAGGCGGUGGAGGUGGAGGUGGUGGUGCUGGAGGGGGCAGGUACAGCUUCGUGUCGGGGGAGGUGUACACGCCGCCCCCCAUCCCGCAGCGCCCCCCGCCGCCCCCCCACCAACAUAAGCCUUUCCUCAGGAUCACCACGCGGCGGCCUUUCGGGCAGGAGCUGGCGGUCAUCCCCUACAAGGAAUCCUACUCCACCUUCGAGCCCAAGUACGUGAAGGACUCUAUUGCCGAGAUGGAGUUCGAGCCGAAGACCAUGCCCGCGCCGCCGCCCCCCCACGCCCCGCCCGCCGCCGUGCACUGGUUUUUGAUGCCCGUGCAGGGGUGGUUCGUGCUCUCCAUCAUCCUGGCGGCGCUGGUGGUGGUGCUCGGGGUGGGCAGCGCCAUCCUCUACUCCAGCCUCAGGAAGCAGAAACGGAAGAUGAAGCGGCUGACGGGCGGCCCGGCGGUGGUGCUGCCGCCCUGUGUGGACCCCAUCAAGCACGAGGCGUGUGGCUGCCGCGCCCUCGCCCCGCUGGUCCGCUCCCACACGCUGCUGUCCCGCGCCUCCAUCAUGACCAGCCGCGCCUCGCAACGCUCCCUGCGCUCCCUCUCCCUCCCGCGACACCAGAUGGCCGUCCCCUCCCCCCAGACCCAGGCGCGGACAGGCGGGGGCAUGAGGUCGCUGCCCGCGUCCUCCCAGAACGAGAAGGAGCGGGACACCACCUUCGACUCCAUCACCACCACCAACACGCAUCUGGAGGUGGAGGACGCGCCGCCGCCUCUGGCACCCAAGAAGUCCUCUCUGAGCGGCAUGCAGGACUCAAAGGGCGACGGCGGCAGGGAGAGCAGGAUGGGCCUCGACAGCAGGGGCGGCGGCGGCAGGGACAGCAGGAUGGGUCUCGACAGCAGGGGUGACCAUGGCGGCAGGGAGAGCAGGAUGGGCAUGGAGAGCAGGGGUGGCGGCAGGGACAGCAGGAUGGGAGCAUACGACGGGCGGCACGGGAGCGGCGCGCCCCCCCCGACAGACGCCUACGGUAGGGGGGGUCAGCAUCGUUUCAGCAUGUCCCCAGACGUACAGCUGACCACUAUCUACCCGCCACCGCGCCGCUUUGAGCUGUAGCGGGGCGCCAGCCACGUCUAGACUGCGGGGGCGGCAGCGGCGGGUGUGUCCGUUUGUCUGUCUGUUUAUGGACCUUGAGAGGCGCUAGUUUGCUGCCCAACACGAGUUUUCAUUGAGUUUCUGGUUACUACCUGUCGGUCUGCUUCGUCUGUUUGAGGCACGACACACACCGACACGGACGGCCUGACUCCCUCACCCUGGCGGCAGCGCGUGGGCCUUGUGUGCCGUGAGACGCGUCUGUUCCUGGUCACGUCGAAGUUGUUUCCGGCACGUUGCUGCCUGAUGCUGGUUUGUGGAGGCUCUAUGGUGGGUGGAAGGGCACCCCAUAAUUUUACUUUCAAGGCUCCGCAUUUCUGUUUCUCACACAGCAAGACAGACAGACAAUCUUAUCCUCCAGCCCAGCCGAGCAGCCCGCUGCCCCCCUCCUGACGUGGCGCGACCCGCACCCCCCACCCUGACAGGCGAUGCUUUGAACAUUACACGCGAAGUUAUUGAUUCUACAUCAACGACAUGGUUACAGUGAACUAACAAGCAACUUCUCCAAGAAAAGUAUGAAUACUAUUGUUUACCUUAUCAAAACUUGAACAAAAUAUCGUAAGCAAGUCAGUAUUGACCAACACUGCUGAAAUCUCUUUCGUUAAAACAUAUAUUUUACGAACAUAUGUAGGUAAGCAAAAUGGUGUUCAAAAUGCGUUUAACACUAUAGUGAGAAGCAAGCUUGUCCCUGUAUCUGAAAGUUGCUUCCCGGUGAACUGUUGUGUCGAACAGCCGGGAAGUCGCCGCGAAGCCGCGCUGCACUGAGGGAGGCUCCACUUGUCCCUUUCCUUCCCGCUGGUGGUCACCCAGUCUUGGCGCGUGAAUAAAGCACAAAACUGUUGAUGCCUUGACGAGGUGGUUCGCGUGGCAGUGUGUCUCGUGGGGACAAGGAUUGAAUGAAACCACAGCUACACUUAGUAACAUUUCUCUCACGGUAUCUACACUCAAAACGGUGACACAUGACCAAAUACUGUACAGCUUUAGUAAAUAUUUUCAAAAUAUAUAAGUAUAGCUACUACGGGAGAGACUUCGGAAUAUUGCACACGUGGCCCUCACAUGCCCUGCAGGGGGCGCUGUCCCUCCCUCCCUCAACCCCGUGACAACCCACGCAACGGCGAGACUCUGAACGGAGCGGAAUGCUGAAGUGACACUUAUCCUUACUACACAACACACCUCCAGGGACAUAAGGUAAUACAGUGUUGACGCCGCCGCGCCGUGCCAAGGAGCGCGCAGCGCUGCUCCUUCCCACACCUCCAGGACAAGAGUGACGGGACUCACGCGAAGGCGCCUCGCCCGGCACUCUCAGGACACGCUACGUUACGCGGCAGCACAGGCGUGUCUGUGGCUCUUUAUUGUCAGCGGGAGUGUGGCGUGACCACCUGCACCGCGGCAGUGAGUGCUGCGUGACGGGAAACAUUACUUUGUGCUGUGGCAGGACUAAAACAUUUCAACUUCUGAAACUGUACACAAGAAUGAAAAGAGGAACUUUCGCCACUUCUAACACCUGUAUUAAUAGAAUGUGUAACACCUAUAACAUUAUCCGUAUAUAUAUAUAUAUAUAUAUAUAUAUAUAUAUAUA